AUGUUGGCGCGAAAUCGAGUUCAAACCUCGCGUCCGCGCGCGUCGCUCCAGAACGCUCCGCGCGGAGCGGUCCGAGGCGGCAGCCGAAUCUAUCUACACGCAUCCAUGGCACGCGAGUGCGUCGCGCCGCCGCCCGCCGCGGACGAGCGCGGGGACACCCACCCCGUCGCGGCGGACGAGCGUUUGAAAAAAUCCCCCGUGACAACGACGAUUCUCCCCGAGAAGAGAAAACGCGGACGGCCGCCGAAGCGCAAGCCGUCGGACUUCGCCGCGGACGCCCCCGCGGCGCCUCAGACCGCGUCAGGGGGCGAGCGUCCCGGGAAGAAGGAGCGCAGACGCGUGUCGUCGCCGCGCGAGGUGCGCACCGCGCGGAUCGCGUUCGGAUUGUUGUUCGUUGUUGGCACACCAGCCCUAGGCACUUCUUUUCUGUCGCGUCGUCCGUUCGAAUCUCACUCGCGUCGCCGUCGCCGUCCCACCCCCUCCGUCCAUCCCCGACAGCCCGUCGCCGCGGAAGCGUUCCCGGCGUCCCCCGGAUGCACCACCCCCCAGGCCGCGGCCGUCGCGGCGGUCGUCGCCGUCGCCGGGGACGCCGCGGAGGCGGACGCGCGAGACCCGUCGUCGGAGGGUCCGCGCUCGCCGUUGGACGUGCUCGUCGACGCGGCGUCGCAAGGAAAGCCGACGCGUCGGCCGUCGGGCGGCUCCGACGCGGUCAAGAAACUCCUCGCGCGCUCGCCGCUGCGCCCGAUGCCGCUGCUGUACGCGGACCGCGGCGUCGGCGACGGCGUCGUCGACUACGACGAGAUCGCGGAGGACGAGACCGUCAAUCCCACGGAGGCGGAUGGCAUCUCGCGUCCGACGGGCUUUCACGGCUGCCUCGUCGCGGAGCUCGGGAGGCUCGCGGGGCUCCCGGACGGCGCGCGGUACCGCCUCGCCGCGGACGCGGAACAGCGCGAGGCGGACGAGAAGCGCGCGCACAUCGCGCGCGCGGAGGCGGCGGAGGAGAGCAAGGCUCAGCUCGAGCUGACGGUGCGCGCGUACGAAGCGGACGCGAGCAAGUUGAGGACGGCGCUCGCGAAGACCGCGGCGAGCGCGGCGGCGGCGGAGAUGAAACUCGAGGAGAUGGAACAGAGACUGCGGGACGUCGAUGAGAACCGACUUUCGGCGGAGGAUAGUGUUCAUCUCCUCCUCGACCUUGGCGCGGAGAAGACUGCCGCGACGGAGGAGAAGCUGCGCGAGCUCCGGGCGGCGGCGACGCGCGCGGAGGCGAGCGCGAAGGACGCGAUCGCGAGGGCGACGACGCGCGACGAAGAGAUGGCGAAGCUCGAGGCGGAGCUCCGCGCGAGCCGCGAGGAGACGACGCGAGCGCUCGAGGAGGCGAGAGCGUCGAAGCUCGCCGCGGAGGCGAAAGCGGCGGAGGCGGCGAAGUUCCGAGCGCAGACGGAGAAAGCAGUCGCCGCCGUCGAAGCCGCCGCCGCGGAGGUGGUCGAAGAGGGGGCGCGAAAAGAGGUCGCGUUCCAGCAGCGCCUCGACGCCGCCGUCGCCACCGCCGUCGCGGUCGAACGCAGACGCGCGGAGUCCGAGGGCGCGCGGAAGUUUGGGCACGGCGGCGCGUGCACGCCCGCGGGGGCGCUGUCGCGAUCGCGCGAGGGGACUCCGGGGUUGGUGCUCACCGCCGCGCACACGCCGUUCAGCGCGGCGGCGGCGUUUUGUUCCAACGCGCAGACGCCGUGCACGACGACGCAGACGCCGGCGGCGGCGGAGGACGACCGCGAGCCGGUCGCGCCGCCGGCGCCGGGGCCGGCGCCGGCGAGCCAGGCGGACCCACCCGAACGCGGGUCAACCGGGGUGAGGAAAUUCAUCGCGCGGCAUUUCAAGGAUCUGCACGGCGAGCCCGCGUCGUUGUGCUCGCUGUUGGAGUCCUCGGAGCAGGCGAACUUCUCCGCCGAGGAGGUGUUGAGCGUCCUCGCGAAGCUCUCGGUGGACACGCCGCGGCGCGCGGCGGCGUACAUGGUCACCAUACACGAGAUUUGA
Messenger RNA from Micromonas pusilla CCMP1545, 2031 nucleotides. RefSeq lists its product as uncharacterized. The record is from RefSeq and is a predicted model, not a curated record. NCBI's taxonomy places the organism in Eukaryota, Viridiplantae, Chlorophyta, Mamiellophyceae, Mamiellales, Mamiellaceae. The transcript has a single exon. Bases 1 to 2031 code for a protein of 676 amino acids.